This is a messenger RNA of Anopheles cruzii, 457 nucleotides long. Its product is annotated as U6 snRNA-associated Sm-like protein LSm5. Gene Ontology annotation, molecular function: RNA binding. NCBI's taxonomy places the organism in Eukaryota, Metazoa, Arthropoda, Insecta, Diptera, Culicidae. Bases 77 to 361 code for a protein of 94 amino acids. The record is from RefSeq and is a predicted model, not a curated record. The transcript is spliced from 3 exons. Gene Ontology annotation, biological process: mRNA splicing, via spliceosome. Gene Ontology annotation, cellular component: U6 snRNP; U4/U6 x U5 tri-snRNP complex; Lsm1-7-Pat1 complex.
GGUCCACGCGUGAAAUUUUUGGGGCCAACGUUUUGCGGUGCAUUAUUGAAUAGCGUUCCUCACUCCUGGCUUCGUUAUGACGCAAACAAGUGUGGCAAACCAAUCGACACUUCUACCACUCGAACUGGUAGACAAGUGUAUUGGCUCACGGAUACAUAUUAUCAUGAAAAAUGAUAAAGAAAUCGUCGGCACGCUGCUAGGAUUCGAUGAUUUCGUUAACAUGCUGUUGGAGGACGUGACGGAGUACGAGAAUACACCGGAAGGUAGAAGGAUAACGAAGCUGGACCAGAUACUGCUCAACGGUAACAACAUUACUAUGCUUGUACCCGGUUCUAGCGGAGACCUGCCCGAUGCAUCGUAGGACGGUGGAUUGCUGCGAAGCUGGAAAAUUCGUAUCACUUUCCAAAAUGCUAAUUAAACUAAUUAAAGACCGUGUUGGGAGCGGAUGAAACGUAAA